AUGAGGCCCGAUGACAUUGAGAAAAUCCAUGGAUCACCUUCCCUACACAGCAUAAGCCAACAUGAGCUCACCAGCAGCUCCUCAAAUGACCCAAUCAAGGAAACCAUUCACGACCCCAAACCACAAACGAGAUUGAGGCGAUGGAUCUCCAACAUGAAUGGCGUGGAAACCAGAGGUAUCGAGCCGGUACCACUGGAAGAAAGGGAGCCGGUGACCUCGUCAACAUCCCUGCAUAUGAUGAUUCUCUGGUUCAGCAUGAGCUUGGCGACGAAUAACAUCACCGUCGGAUCGAUAGGAACGUUGGUCUUAGGGCUGAGCUUCAAGGAUGCGGCGAUUUGCGCGAUUCUGGGGAAUCUGGUCGGGACUAUGACGGUAGGAUAUAUGAGUACUUGGGGACCUCGGAGCGGGAAUAGGACUUUGAUUGUCGCACGUUACUUCAUGGGGUACUAUCCCAGUAAAAUCUGCAGCGCGCUGAACAUCCUCACCAAUCUCGGCUAUUGCAUGGUCAAUUGUGUGACCGGCGGCCAGAUUCUCUCCCGGGUUUCCGGUGGGCAUAUUUCCGUGCUGGUGGGCAUCGUGGUCGUGGCCCUCUCGAGCUGGGCAAUGGCCAUUUUUGGAAUGCGCAUUUUCCAGAUCUAUGAACGAUUUGCAUGGCUCCCUCAAUUAAUGGUUCUCUGUGUGAUGCUCGGCUCCGCAGGCCCUCAUUUCGACUUUGAAGUCCACACGCCCGUCUCGCGCGGCCGACUCAAUGCCAAACGAGUCACCUUCUUCUCUCUCGCUCUAUCCAUUGCUCUCGCAUGGGCACCGCUGGCCGCAGACUACUACGUCUACUACCCACCGCACAUCAAGCGCUGGCGGGUCUUCGCCGUGACGGUGCUCGGCAGUGCCCACGCAAUGAUCCUCACUCUUCUGCUCGGCAUCGGACUCGGCACGAUGAUGGCGAGCUCGCCCGCCUACCUCACCAAGUACGGCUCCACGCCAGGCGGCCUGCUGAUGGCGGCAUAUGAUUCCCUCGGAGGGUUCGGCAAAUUCUGCGCCGUGGUCAACGUGCUGGCGCUGGUCACGAAUAAUACGCCCGGGGCGUAUUCGAUGGGAAUGAAUUUCCAGAUGCUGGGUGGCUUCUUCUGGCGCGUUCCCCGGUCCGUCUUUACCACGCUGGCGACCGUGAUUUAUACCGCUUGUGCGAUGGGGGGUCGCAAUUCGUUGUACGAGGUGUUUAAGGGCUUCUUACCGCUGAUUGGGUAUUGGGUGAUGAUUUGGUUGAUAAUCGUGAUGGAGGAGGACGUGUUCUUCCGUCGGUUGAAGGGCUAUGACUGGUCGGCGUGGAAUUCGCCGCAGCGGCUGCCCGUGGGGAUUGCGGCGGGUGUGUCGUUUAUAGUUGGCUGGGUGGGGGCCAUCAUCGGCAUGAACCAAGUCUAUUAUCGCGGCCUUCUGGCCCAGGUUGCCUCGGGGGCAGACUUGGGCCUUUGGACUGGGGCUGCAUUUACAGCCGUGGUCUUCCCACCACUCAGAGCGAUGGAACUCUUUUAUUUCAGGCGCUAA
This is a messenger RNA of Penicillium brasilianum, 1542 nucleotides long. The record is from the annotation of a GenBank genome assembly. Lineage: Eukaryota; Fungi; Ascomycota; Eurotiomycetes; Eurotiales; Aspergillaceae.